UAUAACGCAAAAAUCACACCGGACGCACCCGAAGUUUCCCCAACUCUUAAGCUUCGUUUUACGGCAAAUCCUGAGAGUCCUGCCGCAGAUGCCGUAAAAGAUUACCAAGUCCCAGUGGGGAUCCCACUUCCGGUUUUGCGGCACCGUCUGGGCGGGAAAGUGCCCGGCUGUCGGUUAGAGGGAGAGUCCUCGCCCCGCCCCCUCGGGCCCCACUACCAGGCUCUGCGACCCAGCGCUGGGCGCCGUUUAAGACCUCCCCUACUCCCCGUCGCUGGUGCCAUGGAGGCGGCGGGAGAGGCAGAAGUCGAAAAUGAGGAUGGCGACAGCAGCUGCGGGGAUAUGUGCUUCAUGGACAAAGGUUUACAGAGCAUAUCACAGUUAUCUUUAGAUUCAACCCUUCAUGCCAUCAAUCUUCAUUGCAACAACAUCUCUAAGAUCAAAGCCAUUGAUCAUAUUUGGAAUUUACAACAUUUAGAUCUGUCAUCUAAUCAAAUAACUCAAAUUGAAGGGCUAAGCACUCUGACAAAGCUAUGUACUUUAAAUUUGUCCUGCAACUUGAUCACAAGAAUAGAAGGACUUGAAGCACUAAUUAAUCUGACUAGACUGAAUUUAUCAUAUAACCACAUAAAUGAUCUUAGUGGUUUGGUGCCUCUUCAUGGACUUAAGUAUAAACUGAGGUAUAUUGACCUACAUAGUAAUUGCAUAGAUAGCAUCCACCACUUGCUUCAGUGUACAGUAGGAUUGCACUUCUUGACUCAUCUUAUUUUGGAAAAGGAUGGAGAAGGAAAUCCUGUCUGUCAUGCACCAGGGUAUAGAGCAAUUAUUCUCCAGACUUUGCCACAGCUUAGAGUCCUAGACUGUAAGAAUAUCUUUGGUGAACCAGUAAAUUUGACAGAAAUGAAUUCAUCACGCCUACAGAGCUUCGAAGGUCUUUUGGAUAAUUUAGUUUCCUCUGACUCUCCCUUAAAUAUAAGUGAAGAUGAGGUUGUUGAUGGCAUGCCAGUGAUAACACCACCCAUGGAUGAGUUACCUCCCUUGGAGCAGUUUACAAGUACACCAGCAGAUACUGUUUUGACGUCUUUUCUGUCUGUGUGUCCAUCUUCAGAGCCGGAGAAAACUAACACUGAAAAUGAUUUUCAGAAUGACAUGAAACUUCAGAAAUUAGAUGAUCAAAUUUUACAGCUUCUUAAUGAUACUUCUAAUUCUAUAACAGUUAAUGCUCCUGAGCAAGACCUCAGACCAAAAAGAGAUACAGAUAUAACUUCUGAAAGUGACUGUGGAAACAGAAAAGAAUGCAAUAGAAGGGUUCCUCGGCGAUCAAAAAUCCCAUAUUGUGCCAAAACAAUUCAAACUAUUAAGCACCACAAUAAAAACAGCAACCAUUUUGUAAGUUGUAAUCGUAAAAUGAAACAACCUUACCUUAAAGAAUUAUACGUAAGAUCGUCUUUAGCAAAUUGUAAUGUAUCGCGAGACUCAGAAGACCAGAAGACUGAAAUUAUUAAAGUAGACAAUAGUGGUUCUGAAGACAACACUUACCGGUGUCUUGUUGAACAGCUAGACCAAGAGAGAGAGAUGAGAUGGAAAGCUGAACAAGCUGAAAAGAAUCUCAUGGAUUAUAUUGAUAAACUGCAUAAACAAGCAAGUGAAAAAAAAGAUGUUCAUAGUCUUGCUCUGCUAACCACAGAUAGAUUAAAGGAUAUUAUUUUUAAAGAGAGACAUUCCAAGAAACAACUUGAAAUUAUGGUUCACAGACUUCAAAAUGAAAUUAAAAAGCUAAGUAUUGAAUUAAUUAAAGCAAGAGAUCAACAAGAGGAUCACAUUAGACACUUAAGGACCCUGGAAAAAGCCUUAGAAAAAAUGGAAAGGCAAAAAGGGCAGCAGCAGGCGGCACAGAUGAGACUUCUUCAAGAGGUGGAGCUCAAAGCUGCAGCUGCUGAUAGAGAAAUAAACUUACUCAGAACUUCCCUUCAUCAAGAGAAGGAACAAGUACAACAACUUCAUGAACUUCUUGCAUUGAAACACCAGGAACACAGGAAGGAACUUGAAACAAGGGAAUUCAUUAGUGAUGCUGAAUUCCAGGAUGCCUUAGCUAAAGAAAUAGCCAAGGAACAAAGAAAACAUGAGCAAGAUAUAAAAGAAUACCAAGAAAAAGUUGAUUUAUUAAACCAGCAGUAUAUGGAAUUAGAAAAUGAAUUCCGUAUUGCUUUAACUCUUGAAGCCAGGAGAUUUAAGAAUGUUAAAGAUGGUUUUGAAAAUGUUGCAACUGAGUUAGCAAAGAGCAAACAUGCUCUUAUUUGGGCUCAACGUAAAGAAAAUGAGUCUUCCUCUUUAAUUAAAGAUCUGACCUGUAUGGUGAAAGAACAGAAAACAAAACUUGCAGAAGUAUCCAAAUUGAAACAGGAAACAGCAGCAAAUUUACAGAAUCAAAUCAACACCGUUGAAAUUCUGAUUGAAGAUGACAAGCAGAAGAGUAUUCAAAUAGAACUUCUGAAGCAUGAAAAAGUCCAGCUUAUUUCUGAGCUGGCAGCCAAAGAAUCACUCAUUUAUGGUUUAAGGACAGAAAGAAAAGUAUGGGGAUAUGAACUGGCCCAACAGGGGUCAUCUGUAGCCCAAAAUCGUGGAAAAUUAGAGUCCCAAAUUGAAAGUUUAUGUAGAGAGAAUGAAUCUCUGCGAAAGGCAAAUGAAAGUGAUAGUGAUGCAUUAAGAAUAAAGAGCAAAAUUAUAGAAGAUCAAACGGAAAGCAUUAGAAAAUUAAAAUCUUGUUUACAAGAAAAAGAUGAACAAAUCAAAACAUUAAAAGAAAAGAUGACUGAAAUAGAAAAAUGUAUGCAAGGUCAACUUGAUGAAAAAUCCUCACAACUAGAUAAUAUAAUUGAGCAGUUGGAAAGGCACAAUGAAAGAAAAGAAAAACUUAAACAGCAGUUGAAAGCAAAGGAAUUAGAACUUGAAGAAAUUAGAAAAGCUUACAGUACACUUAAUCAGAAAUGGCAUGAUAAAGGAGAACUUCUGAGUCAUCUUGAAACACAAGUAAAAGAAGUAAAAGAAAAAUUUGAAAACAAGGAAAGGAAACUUAAAGCAGAAAGAGACAAAAGUAUUGAACUGCAAAAGGAUGCAAUAGAAAAGCUUCAUAGUAUGGAUGAUGCCUUUAAAAAGCAAGUUGAUGCAAUUGUUGAAGCUCAUAAAGCUGAAAUAUUACAACUGGCAAAUGAAAAGCAGAAAUGCAUUGAUUCUGCAAAUUUAAAGGUUCAUCGAGUUGAGGAAGAAAUGCGUGGACUUUUGGAAGAAACGUGCAAAAACAAAAAAGCAAUGGAAGAAAAAAUUAAACAACUUGCUUUUGCUCUAAAUGAAAUUCAGCAAGAAAUGUGAUCGUUCUGAGAAAGAAUUUAAUUGAAAUGGACCAGCAGACCUAUUGUAAAAAUUAUUAAAUAUUGUAAUAGUAGUAACUGGUAUGACUUUGAAAUGUCUCUUUCUACACAUUUCAUUAUGAAUAUAUUUUUGAAGACUUUUGAUCAAGUGUUCCUUAAUUGUAUAUGUAGGUUUUGAUAAUAAACUUGAUAAUUAUGUGUAUUAGAAAAACCUAUCAUAGUAAUUAGAUUUACAACACUUCUUGUUUCUGCGUUAUACAUUGUUUGGUAAUUACACAUUUGCCUACAGAUUUGUAUAUGAAACAAUUAGUAUUUGAACUAUAUGAGGGAACGUAUUUUAAUCAUUGUUGUUACUUUAUUGUGUUGGUAAAAAGCUAAUUAUAUUUAUUGGAUGUCCAUUAGUUGAUGCAGCUCCAUUCUUUUAAAUACUUAUAGCCAAAAACUAUUUUAUAUCUGUAUUAUAAAAGAUAGUGGCAACUUAGGAAAACUAUGUAAUCAUCUCCACAUCAUUCAUAAUGACCCUUCUUUUUAUAAUGAAAGUAACUUUUCAUUAAAGAUUACAUCUUAAGAUUUUAUAAAUAGUCUGUUCCUAAAGAGGAAUACUGCUGUUCACCUUCAUUCUCCCUUUUAAUCAGUGUAUAUCAAGGGAACUUUAAUUUUGCAAUUAGAAGCAAUUAUUCAUUUCUCUUUUUAAAAAAAAAAAACAAAACAUUUAUUUAUUUGAAAGUCAGAGUUACACAGAAAAGGAGAGGCAGAGAGAGAGAGGUCUUCCAUCUGCUGGUUCACUCCCCAACUGGCCGCAAAGGCCGGAGCUGCCCCGAUCCAAAGCCAGGCGCUUCUUCCCAGUCUCGCAUGCUGGUGCAGGGACCCAAGGACUUGGGCCAUCCUCCACUGCUUUCCCAGGCCAUAGCAGAGAGCUGCAUCAGAAGUGGAGCAGCCGGGACCUGAACCAGCACCUAUGUGGGAAGCCAGCACUGCUGGCAGCAGCCUUACCUGCUAUGCCACAGCGCUGGCCUAGCAAUUAUUCAUUUCAUACCAGGUCAUUUAUUACUAUUUCAUUUUUGUUACCUCUUUGCUAUGUAUACAGAACCAAAAUCUUAAGUUCUGCAACCCCUUGCUAUUUCUGAAAAGAAAAAAAUAUAAACCAAAAUUUUAAAUUAAUAAUAGUGAACUGUCUUAGAAAGGAAAUGGACCCAGAAAAAAAUGUAUAUGCUUUCUUUUCAAAGAAGCCCCUAUUUAUUUAUAGAUAAGUGGGUACUGAGGUCUGUGGGAUAUCACUAGUCACAUGGACACACAUGAUGAGAAUUGUGGAAGGGGGGAUUAAAAAAAUACUUGGAGAAGUAACAGCCAAAAACACCCUAGAUUUGAUUGGAAAUGAUUAACCUACAGAUACAAGGAGAUUUCAGUAAAACUCAGGGAAAAUAAAACACCUGUAUAUGUUAACUUAUAGUCAAGAAGUCUUUGAAAAGAGCAAGAAAAUAGGAUUCAUUUCACAGAGGAAUAAUUUAACAGCUGAUUUCUUAGAAAAAAUGCAAGCCAGAAGAUAAUGGAUGAUACGUUUGAGAUGUUAGAAGAAAAGAAUCUCUCCACCAAGAAUCAUAGAUCCAGUGGAAAUAUUCUUCAAAAUAAAUGCAAAAUAAAGACAUUUCAGUCAAUGAAGACUGAUGUAAUGUA
Molecule: messenger RNA, 5039 nt
Organism: Oryctolagus cuniculus (rabbit)
Lineage: Eukaryota; Metazoa; Chordata; Mammalia; Lagomorpha; Leporidae
Gene: LRRCC1
Product: leucine rich repeat and coiled-coil centrosomal protein 1
Cellular component (GO): cytoplasm; centrosome
Molecular function (GO): protein binding
Source: RefSeq, a predicted model, not a curated record